Molecule: messenger RNA, 1041 nt
Organism: Triticum turgidum subsp. durum (durum wheat)
Lineage: Eukaryota; Viridiplantae; Streptophyta; Magnoliopsida; Poales; Poaceae
Source: the annotation of a GenBank genome assembly
AUGACCGAUCCUCUAUCUCCAGCGCAAUUCAUUCCGGCUCCUGAUUACGCUCUCUCAGGAUGGGGAAUGCGAUUCCUGAAUAUGCUCUAUAUCCUCGUCGAAUGUUCCCGUGACAUAUUUUGCUACAAUUUUAGAUGCGAUUUUGUGAGACUAGAAGAGCAGAAUUCCGUGGGUCUGGAUUGGUUGGAUCGUUUCGGACAAUCUAUCAGACAGAAGUGCAAACUUAAGCUGACUUUUGAAUUGCUUUUCAUAAGGGGCAAUGGUGCCAGCAUUGCUAGGAUCGUUCCUUAUGCAGCUUUGCAUUACAUGGCAUACGAAGAGUAUCGCCGAUGGAUCAUUCUUGGUUUUCCUAAUGUUGAGCAAGGGCCUGUUCUUGAUCUAGUGGCCGGAUCAAUAGCUGGAGGAACAGCAGUCGUAUCCACAUAUCCGCUUGAUCUGGUUCGCACAAAGUUGGCUUAUCAGGUCAAAGGUGCAGUGAACCUCAGUUUAAGAGAAUCUAAGCCCUCCGAACAGGUUUAUAAAGGUAUCCUUGAUUGUGUGAAAACAAUAUACAGGCAAAAUGGCUUGAAAGGCCUAUACCGUGGCAUGGCUCCAUCAUUAUAUGGAAUCUUCCCUUAUUCCGGUCUUAAAUUCUAUUUCUAUGAGAAGAUGAAGACUCAUGUUCCUGAAGAGCACAGAAAAGAUAUCAUACCGAAACUUGCUUGUGGAUCAGUUGCUGGUUUGUUAGGACAGACAAUAACGUAUCCCCUUGAUGUUGUUAGGCGGCAAAUGCAGGUUCAGGCGUUCUCAUUGUCCAACCUCGUGAAGGGGAAAGGAACAUUUGGAAGCCUUGUUAUGAUAGCGAAACAUCAAGGUUGGAAGCAACUGUUUUCAGGACUAUCUAUCAACUAUUUGAAGGUCGUCCCAUCAGUAGCCAUAGGGUUCACUGUUUAUGACUCGAUGAAGGAUUGGCUUAAUGUUCCAUCUAGAGAGCAGGCAGCUGUGGUUGUCCCUGUGUUGUCAGAAGACGGAAGUAAUGCUGCCCCUGUUCACUCCAGUUAG